Messenger RNA from Quercus lobata, 1263 nucleotides. RefSeq names its product probable WRKY transcription factor 65. The transcript is spliced from 3 exons. Bases 236 to 1069 code for a protein of 277 amino acids. Gene Ontology annotation, biological process: regulation of DNA-templated transcription. Gene Ontology annotation, cellular component: nucleus. NCBI's taxonomy places the organism in Eukaryota, Viridiplantae, Streptophyta, Magnoliopsida, Fagales, Fagaceae. The record is from RefSeq and is a predicted model, not a curated record. Gene Ontology annotation, molecular function: transcription cis-regulatory region binding; DNA-binding transcription factor activity.
CAUUGUUUCACAUUAGUUUAGUGCUUAUUUGCCUGCACGUCCCCAAUAAACUACACUCCUGCCAAUCUGUCACCAUGACGGUCCAUAUUAAACCCCUUUACCCCUUUUCUCUCACCUUUCUUUCUCACUCACUCACUCCCACAUCUCCGGCCAACCAUAACUCUUGUUCCUUCGCCACCCCACAACCCUAUGAUCACAUAAUCAACGUCCCAGAUUCACCCCCUACCUUACCAUCAUGAACCGUAGAUUUCACACCAACACUUUUGUCACCGACCCAGAUGAGCCAGAAGCAGAAAAUGGGCCGGACUCACCCUCCUCUGGUGAUGACACCAAGAUUUCUAGUGCACCAUCACCCAAAAAAAGUAAGAGGGAUUUGAAGAAGAGGGUGGUGUCAGUGCCGAUCGGUGACGUGGAGGGAUCUAAGAGCAAAGGGGAGGCAUACCCACCGUCGGAUUCGUGGGCCUGGAGGAAGUAUGGCCAAAAGCCCAUCAAAGGGUCUCCUUAUCCUAGGGGAUAUUAUAAAUGCAGUAGCUCAAAGGGGUGCCCGGCGAGAAAGCAAGUGGAGAGAAGCCAUGUGGACCCCACUACGCUCUUAAUCACCUACGCCUCUGACCACAACCACCCUUUGCCCACCUCCAAAAACCACUCCUCCUCCACCAAAGCCGCCGCCGCCGCCGCCACGUCAGACACCACCACCAAAGUUCCCGCCAAUUUCCCUCCAGAGGAAGUCAGCGUCUUUAGCGAAGAGCCGUCGUCGUCUUCGCCGCCGCUACUAGACGACCACUUCGAGUGGUACUCCGACGUGGCGACUACCAAAAUAUUAGAGAGCCCGGUUAGCGCGGGAAGCAUGUGUACGGAGGCUGACGUGGCGAUGGUGUUUUCUAUGGGAGAAGAGGAGGAGUCUUUGUUCGCUGACCUGGGCGAGUUGCCCGAGUGCUCCCUGGUUUUCCGCAGCAGGAGAUCUAGCGUUGUCGAACUAGAACCGGACAACAACAACAACAACAACGUUGAGUCGAACCGGACGAGUUGUGGUUUAAGCGUGCUUCCCUGCUACGGCACCACAGGAUAAUAAUUAAUAAAUUAAUAAGACUCACUCACUAGUUGUGGAUCAUUGGCUGGCUCAUUGCAUUAUUCUCUUUAAUUGAUAUCUUCUAAAAUUGUAUAUUAUAAUAAUCAAUCCCGUAUCGUAUCUGGCGCCGUAAGAAACUCACCCUCCAAAAAAAGUUGAUUAAAAUAUAAAACGUUUCUUACUGUUUGUUUUCA